Trichomonas vaginalis G3 is the source of this 1332-nucleotide messenger RNA. RefSeq names its product phage tail repeat-like family. NCBI's taxonomy places the organism in Eukaryota, Parabasalia, Trichomonadida, Trichomonadidae. The transcript has a single exon. The record is from RefSeq and is a predicted model, not a curated record. The coding region runs from base 1 to 1332 and encodes 443 amino acids.
AUGUCAAAUGAAACAGCGUCUAUGAGAGAAAUACAACACAACCGACAACUCAUUAUGCAAGCUCUAAAUAAGAACACAACAAACUUUUCAAACUAUUCUAAGAUAUCUGAGUCAUUGAAAGAAGGAAACUUAAAACUGACAUUAAACCCAAUGACAGAUGAGUUUCUAUUUCAAGACAAUAAGAACCAUACUGUCUGUAUAAAUCCAACAAAAGGAACUUUAAACGAGAAACCUAUAAAUGAACUUCUUUUGAAAGCAGAUGUUGGCAACAAAGCUGACAAAGAAUAUGUAGACGAUGCAAUAGCAAAAGAAGAAGAAAGAGCUAACAAAGCUUAUGCAACAAAAGAACAUACUCAUCCUGAACUAGCAGACAAAACAUAUGUUGACAAUAAAAUGUCAAGUGAAGUGACAAGAGCUGAAAACGAAUAUUCUAAAAAGACUCAUACACAUACCAUUGCAAAUAUUACAAACUUACAAGAAACCUUAAACAGUAAAAGUGCCGUUGGACAUACACAUACCAUUGCAAAUAUUACAAACUUACAAGAAACCUUAAACAGUAAAAGUGCCGUUGGACAUACACAUACCAUUGCAAAUAUUACAAACUUACAAGAAACCUUAAACAGGAAAAGUGACGUUGGACAUACACAUGACUUCUUCACAACUGUUGCUAUAGAAAAUAUUGAAGGAACGGUUGAAGAAACUGGUGGGGAUGUAUUAUAUUGGAAACCUCCUAACUUUCCACAAGGUUUAACAUCGGAUGACGACAUAACGACGAUGAGAAACAUUAGAUGUAAAGAUGUUUAUGUCAUGAAGGAUGAAAAUAACGUUAAAUUCACUGCUCAAGAUUUAUAUGACAAGAAAGCAGACAAAACAGAGCUUCAAACAUUAAAGACAGAAAUACUUCAAACAUUAUAUCCUAUAGGCUCUAUUUAUACGUCAAUGAACUCUACCAGACCAGAAACAGUUCUGGGUUUUGGUACGUGGACUCAAAUAGUCGACAGGUUUUUGUAUUGUGCAAACUCUUCAAAGGAAACAGGUGGAAGUAAAACGAUUUCAGGUGAAAAUUUACCUGCACACAGUCACUACAUAGAUUUAAGUACAUCUCAAGCAGGUUGGCAUAGUCAUAGAUAUUGGAAUUGGUCAGCAAUGACAAAAGGUAAAGGAUAUGAUGUUAAAGACAACGUUCAGUUUGCUAUAAAUUGUUACUGGAGUAACACUGAGGGAGGAGGAAACCAUACACAUCGCGUUUCAGGGUAUACGCAAACAACGGGACAAAGUAAAGACUACAUGCCACCUUACAUGACAGUUUACGCAUGGUAUAGAAAUGCUUAG